This is a messenger RNA of Octopus sinensis (East Asian common octopus), 5295 nucleotides long. Its product is annotated as DDB1- and CUL4-associated factor 1. Gene Ontology annotation, molecular function: protein binding. Gene Ontology annotation, cellular component: Cul4-RING E3 ubiquitin ligase complex; nucleus. NCBI's taxonomy places the organism in Eukaryota, Metazoa, Mollusca, Cephalopoda, Octopoda, Octopodidae. The record is from RefSeq and is a predicted model, not a curated record. The coding region runs from base 694 to 5157 and encodes 1487 amino acids. Gene Ontology annotation, biological process: protein ubiquitination. The transcript has 37 exons.
AACCGGAAGUCGAGCUGCACCACUGUUAAUGCUAGCAGCAGCUUUGUAUUCGUGUUAGACUCCUUUGGUAGUUGUGUUUUAAUGUAGGAUUUUUAAAGCUUUCUUAAAGAUAAUUACCGUUCCCAGACAAUUGUAGGAGGUGAAUCUUGGCACCAUAGAAACAAUACGUUUUGAAAUUCAUUACUUCGACGAAUCUACCUCAUUCCUACGACAUCUGUUUAUUGUUUGUUUAGAAGAAAACUGGUUUCUUUGAAAAGCGUGGCAUUGCUUGCUUCUCUCGUUUAUUAAUUAUUUGUACAAAACCCAACUUUUUUCCCUUCCACUUUUCUUUAAUUUUAGAAUAGUAAAGAGCUGAAAAGAAUUCUCUUUAGUAUUUAGUGAAAUUGCUGUAUUUUACAACGAUUCGAAACGGUAUAUUUAAAACUGUAGACCCACUUCUGUGUGCGUGUGUGUGUUAAUUACGAAUUUGGUUCACUGAGUGUCACUUGUACUUUUCUCAGUUUUCCAUUUUUCUCUUUUCACCAAAAUGACUGAAAGUUGUUCGCUUUGCUAACAGCUUCCUUCCUUUCAUUUUUCUAUCUCACCAAUGUAAACAAUACCAUAUAACUUUCCCAAAUAAUUCUAAACAAGAGGAAACCAAAUAUUUUACAAGAAACAGCUACAGAAGCAGCUGUUUCUUAGCAUUGUCAACAAAUGGCUACACUUGACUCCUUAUCUACGCUAAACGGAAUUUUGGAAGAAUGGAAUCGCACCUCAAAAGAGAGCAAUAUGAACCCCGUUCCUAUACUCACGAGGAUGGCUGAGUUAAUUGAAAAAGAAACUGAAGCAUACUUUAAAAUGGAUCCAGAUCCUUUUGAUGAUCGCCAUCCAGGUAUUGCCAAUCCUAAUUGUACAUUAGGUCACUUAAUGAAAGCUCUUUUUAUUAAUGAAGCUUUUAUGAGUAAAAUUGGCACCUACAUAAUGGAGGGUGGCUGGGAAAAAAAAGAAAUUCAUAUUGCAGCCUGUCGUCUGUUGCUAGAUAUCAUCAAUGGCUUGGAGACUUCUGACGUAUUCCAAGGAACGGAAGGUCUUGUGACUCGCCUCUUCCAGUGGGCUUCGACAGAUGAAGAUCCUUUGUGCUACUAUGCAGUAGGAUUGUUAGCUCUUGCUAUGGAAUUACAAGAUGUUGCCUCAAAUUUUAAAGAUGAAAAUGCUGUCCUGGUUGCCCAACUAUUAAACAAAUUGCACAAAUUAAGAUCUGAAUCAUCCAAGGAACCUCUGGAAACAACUGAAAAAGAGAAAGCAUGUGAUAAUAGCAGCAGCACCAAGGAAAAAUCUCACUUCCAUAUGUUUGCUAAAACACAUGAUGAAGACAAUACUUCUAAUGCGUCGUCAGAUCUUGUGUCUCUCCCCUGUACCCCUAAAAGUGUUCCAUCUAACUCUUCUACAUCUACCACCGUAACUCCUUCCGAUAAUAAAAGGAAAAGUUCAUUUACCAAAUCAGAAAUACAGGAGAAAAAACUCCGAAUAUGUGAAAAUUCCUCAGAAGCUAAUGAUGGAAUUAAGAAACCAUCUUUGAAGUUAUCAUUGUCACCAACUUAUUUUAGUUAUGAUUCAUCUAAUGCUGUUACUACUCGGCGAGAGUUUUGUCCCCAAAAAGAAGAAUCUAGUAACAGUAGCUGGUCUGAAAUGAUGUCCUAUGUUAUUGGUUCUUAUUGCAUGGAUCCUAUGAGUGCUUCCAUGAAGCAAAGACUUAUUCUACACUAUUUGAUACCAAUGGGAGAAUAUCAAGAGUUGUUAGGGCUUGCUAUUCAGUAUAGAGCAAUAGACCUAAUUAUGCAUUACAUCAACUUGAAAGAAAACAAGGAUAUUCGUCUUGCAUUUGAAGCUCUCAAAUACCUUGCAACUUUGAUCUGCCAUAAAAAGUUUGCAACCAAAUUUUUAAAUUCAGAUGGUGUUCAACGACUUUUAGAAGUUCACCGACCUUCCAUUGCUGCUACUGGAGUUUCUCUUUGUAUAUACUAUCUUUCUUAUUUUGAAGAGACAAUGGAAAGGGUAUGCUUGCUCCCUGAACAUGUCCUCUCAGAACUUGUGAACUAUGUGUUGUGGUUACUUGAAUGCUCACAUGAGUCUAGUCGUUGCCAUGCUGCAAUAUUCUUGGAUCAUGCAUUCGCUUUCCGGAUCAUUCUAGAUUUAUUUGAUCAGAAAGAUGGGCUCCGUCGUUUAAUUAAUGUGGUGAGCACACUGCCCAUUUUAUAUUUUGAUGCAUCAGUUGAACAACCAAUGGAAAACAAGCUCUAUACAAUGCGACAGAUAGCUCGCUAUGUUUGUAUUGCUUUUAAGAAAUACAUGGAAGCUCAUUUGAUUCUACAUGCAGAUGAAAUAAGGCGAUCUCACCUGCGUAACGAGAAUGGCUCUCCUGUUACUGAAAUGCCUGCAAACAAGGCAUUAAAGUUGACAUUUGAAGUGGUGCAAGAAAACAUAGAAAUGUUACUUGAUCUAAUGCCUGUCCGAAUGGUCUGGCGUCCUGUUGCUCAAUUCAAGCAGCUUGGUGGCAUAAGCCUAGUGAUUCAGCUGUUAGCUAUUGCACAAAACUGGAACAAUUAUCCCAGCAAGUCUGAAACCUUGUGCAGUGCAAUGGAUGUCUUAGCAGUCUGUACAAUUAUGCCUCAGUGCCAACUUGCUAUGCUUGAACCCCUCCCAGUAGGCUUGGAGUUUACAGCCUCUGCUAUCAACAUAAUGAUUGGUCUGGCUGAAGGCAAAACUGUUCAAGACCCUGAGGUACAAAAAUCUGCUUUAAAUGUCAUCAUAAAUUGUGUCUGGGGACCAAUGGAAAGGCUUGGCGGUGGAGUAGGUCGAUUCAAAGGAUCUGGUUCUAAAAAGAGGAUUAAUUGGAAGGUUGGAGAAGAUGUCUUGGGUAAAAUGUGGGAUGGAAUUAGAGGAAACAAUGGCAUCAUGGUUCUUCUGAAGUUAUUAUCUCAGAAAACUCCCAUUAGUGAAGCUGAUAAUAUUCGUGCUUUAGCGUGUAAAGCUCUUGUUGGUUUGUCUCGGUCCGAAACUGUUCGGCAGAUCAUUGGGAAACUUCCUUUAUUCAAUAAUGGUUUAUUACAACAGCUUAUGAAAGAACCUGUUCUUCAAGACAAGCGACAAGCACAUGUAAAAUUUUGCAAGUAUUCCAAUGAAUUAAUUGAACGUGUGUCUGGAAAACACCAUAAUGCAAAUAUUGAAGCUUCUCUUCAAGACAUCAGGAAGGCUGAUAUUGUAGCUCAGACGAAAAUUACUUUCCAGAAGAGAGAAUUAUUUCAUUUGAUUCACGAGUAUCUUUUGUCUGAAGGUUGUGUCAAUUCAGCAACAGCCCUUCAGACAGAGGCUAACUUGCCUUGCAAUAUGUCCAUUCCUACAGUCCAUCCAACAAACCCGCUGAUUAACCCAAUUAUGACCACACCAAAAGCUUCACGUCAAUUGAGUCCAUUACCAACUAGUCACAAUUCUAACCAAACACCAUCUCUAUUAUCACAUUCCUCUGGUGCCAGUAUCCUCAACUCCAAUGGCACUUUAGGUCCUGUAAAGUUCUCACUUAAUCGACACUCUGCUGCUUCUCCUGUAAUUGCUUCAACACCAACUAUCAAAGCCAACCAGGCAGCUAAUGCCAGGUCUCAGUUUACGAAAGAUCGACUAGAAGACAUGACCAUCAUGAAAAAUAUGAUUCACAAACACCAUUCUGAUAAUGAGGUAACAUUGGAUGGCAUUGUUACAGAAUAUCUCAGGAAACAACAUGCACUCUGUAAGAACCCCAUGGUAACGUGUCCCCCAAUGUCACUCUUCACUCCUCAUAAAUGUCCUGAUCCUCGAGGAAGUAGAUUUGCUCCUACUUGCAUUACAGCUAGAGUUAAUAGAGCUAUGAUCUCUCCUAAAUUUGGUGGUAUUGAUGGAUUUAAGUGUCACAAAAAAUAUGUUUACAGCAGAUUCAAACCUAUCCGCACAUUCCGUGAUCCAGAUGAAGAUGGUUAUUCUUCUUGUACAUUUAUUUCUUCCAGUAAUUUUCUUCUUCUGGGUACAUAUUCCGGUGAUUUAAAGCCUGUUAAUAUUCAAACUGGAGAGGAGGGCCGAAGUUAUAACUGUCACUCAUCUCCUAUCACAAACUGCCGACAGACGAAGGAUGGUAACCUUCUGGUUACUUCAGCAUCAUGGGGAACACCUCUUUCUUCUUUGUGGAAAAGUUUAGACAGACUUGAAAACCAGAAAAAUUUCCCUGAAGACAAUUAUAUGGAAUUUAGCAAAAAGGUGCAGGAUAAACUCAUUGGAACGCGGGAAGAGAAAGCUUAUAUCUACGACAUAAACACAGGUCAGCAAAUAAUGGAAAUAUUUGAUCAAGAAAAGGCCAACUACUACACAUCAAACCGAGCCACAUUUGACCCCUCUGAUGAUCUGGUGCUUAAUGAUGGUGUGUUAUGGGACGUAAGAGUUGGUAAAGCUGUACAUAAAUUCGAUAAGUUCAACGCAGCAAUAAGUGGACUUUUCCACCCAAUGGGGCUGGAGAUCAUCAUUAAUUCAGAAGUUUGGGAUAUGAGAACAUUUAGACUUCUUCAUACUGUACCUAGUCUUGACCAAUGUCAGCUGAACUUCAACUACACAAAUGAAAUAAUUUAUGGCACAAUACACAUGUUAGAUGAGCGUCGACGGGACAAGCGGUACAACAGCAUAUAUGCUUCUACAUUCAGAACAUUUGAUUCUCGAGACUACAGCUGCAUAUCAACAUAUGAUGUCAAGUCAAGAAGCAUCUGUAACCUUGCUGCAGACACCCGAGAGUAUCAUAUUGCAGUAGUUGAGACUCAACAAUAUGGUGAUACAAAUGUUGAAGAAAAUGUCUGCAGAUUGUAUGAGAUUGGCAAAUUAAAAGAUGAUGACGAUGACCAAGGUGAUGAUGAUGAUGAUGAUGAAGAUGAGGGAAUUGACGAUGAUGAUGAUGACGAUGAUGAAGAUGAUGACAUUGUCCAUGUAUCAGCUUUAGGUGAUGGAUCAAGUGAUAUAGAAGAUGAUGAUGACGACGAUGACGAUGAUGACGACGACGAUGAUCUUGUUGAUAAUUUGCUUGGUUCUGGCGAUGAAAGUGAUAUGAACGAAAAUGACAACGAUUUUGACGACAAUGUCUUAUUUGAACUCUCUUCUGACUUGUGAUAAUUUCAAAAUGGAAUAUUCAUCAUGACCAAAUUGAAUUUGGUUUUUAAUCUAAAUAUAUCUCCAAAGUUGUUGCCAACUCAAAUAUUUUUUACAACAUGGAUCACUCAUUGAUCCGUCAGUUUGACAACAAUUGGG